AUGGCCGACUGGUUCGGGAAGAAGGCGCGAGAAGCGGCCGAGGUGACGGCCGGAGACAAACAGGGCACGUUCAACCAGGCGUCUGAGGAUCGGCUGAAGCGGGCGUUCGAGUCGCAGAUGGAGGCAUUUCCGGCGUCCUGGGAAAAGGCCGAAAUGCCCGACCCGGUGGUGUCGUCGGCGAUGGAGAAGGUGACCGUCUCGCGCUCGCACCUCGUCUACCGACUGCCUGCCACGACUACGCGUAAAGCCGACGAGAAGAAGCACGGUGUCACCGACAGCUGGAGGAAAUUCGGGGCCUACAUCAAGCUGUGCGAGAAACAAAUCUCCUCAGAAACGAAGCCGAUCAACACGUGCGCCGAGGCGGAGAAGCGGCUGCUCGAGAAGCUGCGCGACGAGAACGAGACAAAAAACGAGAAGGGCAAGACGAAAAAAUCGAAGCGCAAGAAUCGAACGAAAUCGGAGCAGGACAGCGCCAAGGGCAAGCAGAAGGCCGAGGCGGCCGGUGCUUCGAAAGUGGAUACGGGUGACGGCGCAUGCUCGACGAGCAGCUCCUCGUCCAACAACAGCCUGCCGCGCGUCUUUGCCAGAAAGCAGAUUGACGAGGCCGUCGGGAGCAAGUCGACGUCACGCGAAAAAACCCAGCCACCACCACCCAAGCCAAAGCCCAAC
Mesorhabditis spiculigera is the source of this 669-nucleotide messenger RNA. The record is from the annotation of a GenBank genome assembly. Lineage: Eukaryota; Metazoa; Nematoda; Chromadorea; Rhabditida; Rhabditidae.